Molecule: messenger RNA, 1482 nt
Organism: Caenorhabditis angaria
Lineage: Eukaryota; Metazoa; Nematoda; Chromadorea; Rhabditida; Rhabditidae
Source: the annotation of a GenBank genome assembly
AUGUCGGACGCUCGAAUUUACAUUGGUCGCAUCAGCUCACGAGUUUCCGAAAGAGAUGUCGAACACUUCUUCAGAGGCUACGGACAAAUAAGAGACAUUCUUUUGAAAAAUGGUUUUGGGUUCGUCGAGUUUGACGACAAACGUGAUGCCGAAGAUGCGGUUUACGAUUUGAAUGGUAAAGAAUUGAAUGGCGAGCGUGUCAUUCUCGACUACUCGAAGCCACGUGGAGGAGGUACUGGAGGCCGUGGAGGUGGUCGCGCUGGAGCAUACGGUGGAAGAUAUGAGCGUCCAAGAAGAGAAGGGUAAAUAAAUAAACAACAAAUUUCAGUCUAUUACGCGUUUCCUUCAUUACAGAACUAGCAGUCGUUAUGGUCGUCCAUACAGUACUCGUCAUCGUUUGGUUGUUGAGAAUCUUUCAUCAAGAAUUUCAUGGCAGGUUAGUUAUCUCGUAUGAACAUUUCGUAGAAGGUCACGUUAUAAUAAUUCAAAAAUUUCAAACCAUUGCUCAUUGUACAUAAUCAUUUCUAACUUUCUGACGAGUAAAAAAUAAUCAUAAUAAUUUAUGCAGAAUCUCGGUUUCGAAGAAAUUGAUUGAUUGUAAAUAAUGGAAGUUUCUUGUCCAGUUGAAAAUUGUGAAUGAGAUGUGAAUCUUCAUUUUUGCACCAAAGUUCCUUUGAGCAUUUGUCUGGUUAGGCUGUCUGACGGACAAUGAUUGUAUUUGUGUUGUUGUUGAAUAUGGUUCGGGGUGAAUUGAACUGACGGAAUUGUUCUCCUGGUUCUGGGUACAUUGAGUUGAUCGAGCUGAUUUUAAAUGGUAUGGAUAUUGAUCUCAAACAAUAGAAUCUGUAUAGGCCGAUAUUUCAUGGGUUCCAUUUGGGUCUUUUCUGCCAUUCAUAUAAUUCGUUUUUUCAGGAUUUGAAAGACCAAAUCAGAAAGCAUGGAAUCGAACCAACUUAUGCUGAGGCCCACAAGAGACCUAAUGAAGCGUAAGUUCUAAUUUUAAUUUUUCAAAAUCUAAAACUGAUUAUAAUUUUUCAGACUCAUGUGCUUCGCUAGUUCAAGCGAUUUGAGAAAAUGUAUUGAUAAGUGUGACGGAAUGGAGUUGAAUGGUCGAAAAAUCAAGCUUGUUGAUGAUUCAAGCUCGGCUAGAUCGCGCAGCAACAGCAGAAGCCGCAGUCCACCAACUCGUCGUCGUUCGCGAAGCGCAUCAAGAAGUCGCUCUCCACAAGAGAGACGCAAGCGUGAUAAAAAAUCCCGCUCUCGUUCAAACAGUAGAAGCAGAAGUCGUAGUGGUGAAAGGUAAUAACUAAAAAUCAGCUGGAAAACUAUGUAUAUAUGGUUAUUAAUUUCAGAUCGAUGUUCCGCAAGUCGAGUCCAAAAGCAUCUCGCUCUCGUUCAAGAUCUCCAUCGAGAUCCCCAUCACCAAAAAGAGAGUCUCAAAGAUCUGCUAGUAACUCACCCCGCGAUGACGGUGACAACUAA